AAAAAAAAGAAAGAAAGAAAAGGUGUCCUCUUAACUGGCCCUGUCCUAAUUCUGUAACGUGACCAUAUUCAAUGGAACAGUAAGAGAAAAAAAAAAUGAUCUGUGCAUUUUGUAUCCGUUGGUCAGAGGGGUUGUAGUAAAGUUCUUUCUUUAGCAAAACAGAUUCCUGGAGGUUUUGAAAGUCACUCUAUUGUGUCAGCAGGCUGAAUUCAUUAUCAUUUCUCCAUCUAAUUAUUUAGAAGGGCUGGAGACAGAAGAGAGCGAGUUAAGUGGCCCUCUAGCCCAUGCAUUUCAUGUAACCCCUGGGUCUGGCUCUUACUUACCCUGUUUCCUGUAAGGGGGCGCUCCCUGAGGCAGGCCCUUUGCAGGAGGACCCAGAAUUGCCCUGCUUAGUCUGGGACAUCCUCAAGAUGGUUGCCAGUCUCUGGAAGGCUUGUGGAUCCUGCCAGGGAUGGCCCAGAGCUAGUCUCAACCCAAAUCAGUGGAGUUUGGCCAAAUCUGGACAUAAGAGAUCAAAUGGAUAUUGAGGUCAGUGGAUUCUACUCUGGAGAGCGCCCUGCGAAUCAAGUGUGGGCUUUUUUCUCCUUUGGCCUAUUUGCUGUUCUUUCUGCUACCACUGUUGUUUAAGUGUAAUCACUGAAAUCUACUCCUUUAUGUGUUCCUGUACUUUGCACCCCUGGUACCUUCCAAAGCUUCACACUCCAAAGCCUCUUUCAUUUGUAAGAUCAAGUUCCUAUUCCACUGAGUUUCCAAACCAGGGAGUUUUUCUCUCCCAGGCUCCCAAAGUUUUCACGUUGACUUUGCAUUUUAGAAGAUGACGUUUCAGGCUGGCUUCACCAGCCGCUGGACAGAGUUUCCAUGUAGGACACCUGGUGUACCAUCAUUCCAGGGCCGUUGCCCUUAGUUUAUCCUAGCAUGUGAGAAGUGUAGUUUGACAUCCAUUCAUUUAUUCAUCUCACAAGUAUUUAUUGAGUACCUACUUAUUAGAGCUAAUCUCAAAUUAUGUGCAAUCAUUACUCUGAGUUAUGCCAUAGGAUGGAGUAGAUCUGCAGUGAUCUAACCUGAAAAGGCAUUUUGAAAUCUUAAUUGCCUGCUGGAACCUCCCCCUGGCACUGCUUCCCAUGGGCCAGUGUGGCUGUGCACACCCACACCCUCCCUACUGGGGAGUGACCCCAGCAUUAGGCGAUUUUACCUAAAAGCCGGUCCCACAGCACAGGCUCUGAAGCAGAACAGAAAGUGCCCGGGUCUGCAGGCAGACACACUUCUGUUCCUGGCUGCAGCUCCAACCAGCUCUGUGAAAUUGGGCGAGUCAUUUCACCUCUGUUCCUCCAUUUCCUCAUUUCUAAAAUGGGAUGAGGACCUGACCCUUCUACCUUUGUACAGUUAUUAUGAGGAUUUCCGUAUUUACUUGGGUCAAGCUGCCAAUUUUUCUCAGCAGUUAUAUCGACAAUGCAGGUGCACUGGCUAGGAAGAAUAAUCGCCUAAUUUGGGGCCUUCAGAAUGUGUCUUUUGAUCUUGCAUCCAAGUGUGCAUACUGAGACAGGCUGGGCAGCAGGAGCCAGUUGGAAGGGGUGGAAACUCACUAAUGUGAAAAGACUGUCCCCACAUUCUUUCUUCUCUGGGGACCAACCUGUUCACAGAAAUCACUAUCCCGUACUUACUGUUAGUGGUGUAAUGUUGUCCUCUGCCUGGGGAGGUGGAAGAGUGGUGUGCCAAGGCCACCAGUCUUAAGUCAGACUACCUUGGGUUCAAGUCCUGGCUCUACAAGUUGGCAGCUGUGUGAUGUUAGGCAGGUUACUUGACCUCUCUGUUUCAGUGUUCUUUUCAGUAAAAUGGGAAGAUAGUAACCACCUCAUUGACAUUAAACAGCACCUGGUGAUUACCAAGCAUGAAGGUGGUGGUGAUUGGCAGGAAACCUGUGACAUCAUUUAGCCCCUUGCCUUCCUUGAUCCCUUUUCAAAAACCUAUGUUUGCACACACUCCUUCCCCCUGCAGUUCCCUCCCACCUGCCUCCUCUCCUCCCUUUCUCGCUUUCUUUUUUCUAUUUUACAAUAUUUUAAAAUACAGUAGAGACCUCGACACCAGACUUGUUUAGAAGACCUCACUGAGUGGAUAAUGAAUUCUUUGAAGAUGGUACUGGUAAGGUCUCUGGAGUACACAUGAUGGGCCAGGCUAAGGUUAGGGGCAAUAACUUUUUCUUAGGAAGUUUGGUUUACUAGGUCUCCCUUAGAGUUCGGCCCUUCACCCCUAUUACUUGUUUAAGGGAGGUUUCAAGUGCAUUCAGAGGGAAAGGGAGAUGAUUGUGGAACUCCUACUAUGAGCUAAGUGCUCUUAUGUUAGCUCCUUAGGCUUGACAUAAAAACUUCAUUCAGGGAACAAGCCCAGUCUCCUGUGGGGAGUGGGGAGGGAGCCCUCUCAGGAAGGCUGAGGCCUGCCUGUCUGUCCUUCCCAGUACUGCUGGCAGCGUUGUGGGACGCACCACUGGGAAAGCUAAAAGGCCUAGCCUAUCUAGGUAAGAAGAGGCGGCCUUGGAUCCCCCAGGGAGCAAUCAGCUGGCUGCAGAGUGGGGAGGGCCUUGAGCUGGUCUUUGAAGAAUUAGGAGGAUUUAGAUAAGCCGGAAGGGGAGGGGGCAUUCCACGCCAGUUGCCCAGCAUCGGGGCCAAAACUGAACAAAGGCCUGGGGGUGGGCAGGGCAGCCGGCAUGAAGGGCACUUGUUGGAGCAGGGGGCAGCUGGUGGGGAACGGGGUGCCAAGCAUGGGUGCCUGAGCCCACUGUCAGACCCGGGGAGAGCGCGGGAGGGAAGUUUGUGAGCUGGGGAAGGACGGGAUGAGAAGAGAUCUGUGAAAAAGGCGAGUGGCAAGGGGCGAGGGCUGGACUGGAGAGGCUGAGGGAGACCAGUGGCGGAAAAGCUGCAGCAACGCAGGUGGGAUGUGCUGAGGGCCUGGCCCCCAAGGCAGGAGGGGAGAGCAAAGGAGGUGAGGAAGGCUUCAGAGAUGGCCUCUAGGUUUCCAUGGUGAAGGACCAGAAAAUAAGGCCAAUGGGAGGCGGGGAGGGGGCAGCCUUAGAGGCAGGAACAAGGAGGAGUAGGGUUGGUUUGGGCCACGUUGAUAGCAGUGGUUCAAAAUGCUUUUCUUUUCUGCUUAUUUUUAAAGGGAGAGGGCAGGCUUCACUCAUGGUUUUGUAUUCAAAGUUUCAGUGGCUCCCCGGGAGGAACUUCAGUGGAGAAUCCUCAGGAGCGGAGGGAAUGAUCACAGCCCCACAGUUCCUUCUGGUUAUUUUUAAGGUUCUAACCAUCCCUGUUCAGGCUGGAAUUUCCAGGAACUGGCUGCUGCCCAGAGCCAACUGCUCCCUCCCAGCCUCCCACUCCCUGCAGGGUGGGGCCCCAUGGGUGGAGGCUCCUUAGGGUGGAGUUGGGUGGGUCUCCAGUGAUAGGGAGGGCACUGAGCAGAGGCAGAUGAGAGGCAGCGGGGCCUCACGCAGCCCUUCUGGAUUUGAUUAUAUAACACUUCACAGAAGAGAACUCUGAGGGCUUAGGCGAGGCCUUGUGAGAUAUGUACACAGCAGGAUUAGACAUUACGGGUAUUUUUCAAUUUAUCUUGGGUUGCUUGCCCUUAAAACUAAAACACAAAAUUGUCAGAGAGCAUAAACAGGCAUGUAACCCUAGUAGGAAAAUGAUUCGAAUGUGCUGCAGUUUCUCUAAGAAGGGUGUGGAAUGCCACUAGCCAGAUGGCCUUGAACUCCCAAGGGUAGCAUGGGUGUGGGUGUCCCCACCCCCAGCCAUGCUUUGCUAGGCCUCAGUUUGGAAACUCAGUCAGGCUUUUGCUUGGUUGUUACCUUUGCACCUGUCCUUAUUGACAUGCAAAAUCAAUUGCUUCACUUGGUCUUUCCGCAGUACAGGGUGUGGGCAGAAUCUUAUCUGAAGCCAUGUCCUGUUUGGACAAGUUGGACUUGCCUUGGCAACUCUCCAUAGGGUGGAGCAGAUGGGUGGAGGCAGGAAAGUAAAAUUGGGUGGCUUGUUAGCAGAGAGACAGAGAGGGUGGGUUGUUUGCUCACUGGAUCAUUGUAUUUCAUCUGAAACGAAAUAAUUAACUUCUUUGCCGUUUACAAUACACAUUAAUGCAAAAUAAUUCAUGAGGGGCAAAGAUUUAGAAACAACCCGUGGACUUUUUCCCCUUUUCAAACCAGCCCUAGAAGAGUAAGACAGGUGAAAAUCGCGGAGUGGCAUGAACAUUUCCAAGAAUGUCCGGGUAGGAAUUUCCAGGCAGGAAUUUCCAGGCCGAACACCAGAGCACCCUAGAAGGUUUAACUAAAAGAAUGCUCAUGUUUGACCCAGUUCCUGUCAAGCAAGAGGCCAUGGACCCUGUCUCAGUGUCAUACCCAUCUAAUUACAUGGAAUCCAUGAAGCCCAACAAAUAUGGGGUCAUCUACUCCACACCAUUGCCCGAGAAGUUCUUUCAGACCCCAGAAGGCCUGUCACACGGAAUACAGAUGGAGCCAGUGGACCUCACGGUGAACAAGCGGAGUUCACCCCCUUCGGCUGGGAAUUCGCCCUCCUCUCUGAAGUUCCCGUCCUCACACCGGAGAGCCUCGCCUGGGUUGAGCAUGCCAUCUUCCAGCCCACCGAUAAAAAAAUACUCACCCCCUUCUCCAGGCGUGCAGCCCUUCGGCGUGCCACUGUCCAUGCCACCAGUGAUGGCAGCUGCUCUCUCACGGCACGGAAUACGGAGCCCGGGGAUCCUGCCCGUCAUCCAGCCGGUGGUGGUGCAGCCCGUCCCCUUUAUGUACACGAGUCACCUCCAGCAGCCUCUCAUGGUCUCCUUGUCGGAGGAGAUGGAAAAUUCCAGUAGUAGCAUGCAAGUACCUGUAAUUGAAUCAUAUGAGAAGCCUAUAUCACAGAAAAAAAUUAAAAUAGAACCUGGGAUUGAACCACAGAGGACAGAUUAUUAUCCUGAAGAAAUGUCACCCCCCUUAAUGAACUCAGUGUCCCCCCCGCAAGCAUUGUUGCAAGAGAAUCACCCUUCGGUCAUCGUGCAGCCUGGGAAGAGACCUUUACCUGUGGAAUCCCCGGAUACUCAAAGGAAGCGGAGGAUACACAGAUGUGAUUAUGAUGGAUGCAACAAAGUGUACACUAAAAGCUCCCACUUGAAAGCACACAGAAGAACACACACAGGAGAAAAACCCUACAAAUGUACAUGGGAAGGAUGCACAUGGAAGUUUGCUCGGUCUGAUGAACUAACAAGACAUUUCCGAAAACAUACUGGAAUCAAACCUUUCCAGUGCCCGGACUGCGACCGCAGCUUCUCCCGUUCUGACCAUCUUGCCCUCCAUAGGAAACGCCACAUGCUAGUCUGAUCGCCCCUGUGUCCUGCCUCAGCGUGACUCCCCACUCACCUGGCUCUCUCUCUGUCCUGCCUCCCAUUAUCUAACACAUUUUUUACAUGUACAUUUUAAUUUGAUUCAGCUGGUCUGAAUCUCGGAAUUUAUAUCAUCCAAAACUUCCAUAUGGUCAGUAGUAGACGUUCUCUAAUCCUCCCUCUCCUUACCACGGGUCAGACCUAAAGAAUGUGAACACUUUUUUUUUUUUUUUUUUUUUCUGGGGAUGCUAAGCAAACCCUUCUUAUAGAUACGUUUAAUGUAAUAAGAACAAGGGAACAUGUAAACUAACAUAACCAAUUGUCAGUUCUCCAUGUAUUCCUCAAAAGAA
Molecule: messenger RNA, 5705 nt
Organism: Macaca mulatta (Rhesus monkey)
Lineage: Eukaryota; Metazoa; Chordata; Mammalia; Primates; Cercopithecidae
Gene: KLF3
Product: KLF transcription factor 3
Biological process (GO): regulation of transcription by RNA polymerase II
Molecular function (GO): RNA polymerase II cis-regulatory region sequence-specific DNA binding; DNA-binding transcription factor activity, RNA polymerase II-specific
Source: RefSeq, a predicted model, not a curated record